Molecule: messenger RNA, 513 nt
Organism: Aureobasidium uvarum
Lineage: Eukaryota; Fungi; Ascomycota; Dothideomycetes; Dothideales; Saccotheciaceae
Source: the annotation of a GenBank genome assembly
AUGACCUCCACGUUUGACAACGUGGUCCUCAAUGUCUUCGAGGCUACGACCAGCGCCAACGCCAUCGUGGCCAAACCCAAGCAGGUCAUUGUCAACGGCGAUUUCUCCAGCGGCGCCAAUGGAUGGACAUGGUCAUCAACCAGUACUCGCUCGAGCUUUGACGGAUCCAAUGGCCAAGGUAUCGUUCGCUUCGGCGGCCUAGACUCCUACUACACAGCGCCCACAUCCAUCAUCCAGACGGUACCACUCAUCGAGCUCGGCCAGACCUUUAGCCUUUCCGCCGAAGUAUGGGCUCAAGUCCCAAGCGGAACCACAUUUCUGAUUGUCCUUUAUGUCGGCAACGUUGCGGCGUGGAAGAUGGACAAUAUCGGUGGGUAUCAAUCCUGGAACCUCAGAGAUCUAAAGGGCGUGGCCAAUCACGACAAUACUUCGUUCAGUUUCUACUCUACCUGUACGGGUACUGCUGUCCCUACUCUUGGGUUUGAUGAUGUUGUUUGUUGGUACAAUGUGUAA